GCGAAAAGGUGCAAGAUUCCAUCGGGAUGGAGACGCUUUUAGCGGUGAUCGAGGAAUUGUAUCUCCUGAACAAGCGGUUCACUUUGGAGCGUAUUCAGCGGGUAUGGGAGACGUACAGACGCUGGAUGAACCCACACAUGAUGGACGGGGGGUACUCCCUCACGCUCGGUGAGUUUCUGUACAUCGUGGAAGUGUCGUCCGCCACGGACAUCGUCGAAGCGCGGCGGUUGUUUGAUCGAAUGAAAGUCUUCACGCCGACAAACGGUCGCGAGCAAAUGGAUCUGCUCGAGUUCUUGCUUACGUUUACCGUGCUCUGUCGGGGGUCGUGGGAAAAGAAGUGCCAAUUCAUGUUCCACCUCAUGGACCUUGACAUCGAGGACGAAAUCUCCGAAAGCGAACUUGCCAUGCUCAUCACGAUUGUGUGCGACGGCCUGCGCAAGUUCCGCGUGCUCGAAUGGAUGCCGUCUCUUCAAGAUGUCAUGCCAAUCGCUGCCCGUGGGUUUCUCCACAACGAGAUCGGGUACGGGUCCAAGAUGAACUUUAACCAGUUCCUCAAUUGGUGCGUCUUUCACGCCGACCCGCAGAACCUCUUGGAUUACAUCAGUUGUGGCUAUCGUGUGCGCGCCCUAGUCCAUGGCAUGUCGUCCUUCGUCCACGAAAAGCAAAUCUUCUUGGCGAGCGAUCCGUACUACCUCUAUCAGCUCGGCUUGCAGCCGGGACAAGCCCCACAAAGCAACGUUCGCGUUGUGUGUGGUCCUUUCGUCGGACAAGUCACUGCGCAGGAAUGCCGCGUGCUGUACGAAUUCAACGCGGCGCCACUGACUUGCGUCAAAUGCUGCGCCUUCCGACGCGACCUCGCGCGACGCUUGCCAUCGGACGUGGGACCAUCGCAUUUCGUCUUGGACGAAAGCAUUGAACUUCGCGUGACGCCGUUCGUACCGUUAAUAGCUCACUUCAAAGCGUUAACACCGGCCACGACCUAUAUCAUUUGCCUCAUGGGAGGUGUGGCACAAACCGAUUUGAAAGCCGCGGUGGCGCAAGUGACAACGCCCCCCGCUCCAACCUCUUCCCACUCUGGAGCGUCCAUCUUGUUUUUCAAUCAUUGGAGCCCACACGGCAUUUCGUCGCCGACAACGUGGACGCACAGCGAGGACCUUUCGUACGACACAGCGCUUCACACAACGUGCCGAGCUCCACCCCUGUCUCCCACCGUCAGCAUUCAUUGGAACGUGGGAUGCUUGACACCUCGCACUGUCUUGGACAUCCUGCAAUCCCUUUCCGCACCACGACUUCACUUGGAAGAUGCGGUGAAAACUCGCUUAGCCAACCAUUUCAGAGCGUCGCUAGCGGCCCAUCACGCGUUGUAUCGCGUCUCGGCCAACCUUUUGGUCACGUCGUGGCGCCACGUCAUGUACGGUCUUUUUUCGCCAGAAGACUCGACGAUGCUGAGUCAGAUGCCGCGGCAUCAAGUUGAAUGGCUAGAAUCAACCGUGCGCGACCUCGUUCUUUCGUACACGCGCGAUCUGUGGCCACCAGACACAGACUCCAUCACGUUCGGGAGAGAUCUCGUGGUGCUGAUUCAAACGUCGCCACAAGAUGAAAUUGCUAGCCGCCUCAUGGCACAUCAAAGCUCGGGAACAACCAUCCUGUUGACUGCGGCUCCGUUGCUGUCGUUGCGCUCAGUCCCGUCCGCCGCCGCAGACCUCGUUGAAACCUGUAUGGCAUGGAAGCUGCAGUCGAUCGCGUCCCGACUCGUGGUGGUGUCACCAAGCGCACCGUUUUCGCCAGGUUACCACACCAAAAUCUCACUAGAAAACACGUCCGCCUCGUUCGACCACGUGGUCUGUGGAUCGGUUCGCCCUUUUCAACCGUUUUCGAACGACACAAAGUCGCUGCCGUCGUAUUCGUGGGGCAAGUUCUACGUCGACGCAAUCGACGUGUGCGAGGGAACCCAUCUUGGGUCAGUACACGUCGAGCCUCCGCACAUGGAAAAGGAUCUCCACGAAGCCGAUGCUGUGGUGGUCGGAUUAGUAGGCACCGAGCCGGCCGAGCCUUUACAACUGCUCGUUGGCCCCGUCGUUGGCCAAGUUACAGCGUCCGAAGCGUCUGUUCUGGUCGAAGUGAAUCGAGACGUUGUGUUGGUGUGCCGCGUGAUCGAUCGCAUCACGCAAUUCACCAUCACUUGCCAUGUACGGACCAUUCCGUACCGCCCUGUUGUCGUCCACGUCAGCAACUUGCAACCGCAACGGUGCUACGACUUUUGCAUUCAAGGACUGCCAUCCCACGCUACGGCUACAUUUCACACAAGACCAGUUCACGCGCCCGCGCUGCACCUCACAUGCGUCUCCCACGAUCGUCUUUUUCCACGAGAUGGCCAAACCCCUCCGUUUACGAUGCCUGCGUCAGCAUGGCAAGAGUUGACAACGAAUGAAUUGACGUUUCCGAGCUCGGAUGCAACGGUGUACGUUGGCCAGCACGUGUCGACCCACGACGCAGCCGACGAAGCCAUGGCCGUGUGGAAGUCCGACCCCGACAACGUUGACGCCAUCUCGGCGUGCUUUCGACACGCAAUUCGCAACCAUUGGCGAGAAAACAGGACCGCCCUGUGCCGUGGAAGCCACUGGUUUAUCGGGGCCGGGUGGGAUUGGACUCAGUACACCACGUUGCAUUUGAGCCGCCGCGUGGUUGAGUGUGCCGAGCGCGUCGCGUGGGAGUACCAGCGACAUACACAGCUGAGUGGCGCGGCGCUGCGGCGAUUCAGCUACCAUACCAUGAAUGGAGGCACGAUCGGAGUUCUUCAUGUCGACGUGCUCGAGAAUCGGCUAGCAACGACAAACGCAUAUUUGCAACACACCCGCCAACUGCUGAGCUCCGAGCAGUGGGCGCUUCUUGCCCAAGUGUUGGAUCCAUCGUCCAAGACAGCACACUGCCUCGUGAUCACGUGCGACAUCCCAGUCGUGUGGUACCUCGCACGCUCUGACGUGCGCCCGACAUUGCUGUGGCGAGAUUGGAUUAUGUACCCCGACGAAUUGUGCAAAUUGCUCCACAUGGUCGCCGCUUGGAAAGCCCAUAACCCAACACGCAAUGCGUUGCUCUUGUGUGCUGGGCCGUUGGGCGCCAAGACGACGAUUCGAGUGCAAGCGAGCGGUGUGGUCCUCGACCAAGUGGUGGUCGGGCCAGUGGCAAACCCUGUCCAAUCGACUCCCCCCCCCGAACGUGGCGUCCUGCUGGACCAAUUCGUCAUCGAGCACGCAUGUAGCACUGCAGACACACAAUACGUCAGCGUCUCCGUGGUGCCCCACCCAAAGCUCGCUCAAUUCCAUGUGCAUCAAACAGUGUCGCAUCAACCCACCGCCAAGGUGCUGGUGGGACCAGUCCUCGGCAAAGUCACGGCCACUUCCGUUCGCGUUCUGUUGGAGGUCAACAGCUCGGUGGAGGCUUGCACGUGCGUAUGCACAAACGUACUCACUCGUGAGCGGCACACAACGACGCGGAACAUGCCAGCAUGUUUACCUGCAGUCUUUACAGUGUCCGAUCUCGAGCCAGCGUCGCAAUACGCUAUCACGUUCGAGGGCAUUGCGUGGCCAGUGCACGAAAAGGUGACGACGAUUCAAACGCCCCCCAACCACCCGUUUGCGUUUGAUUGCGUUGUCGUGCACGACUCCAACUGGCGCAACCUCACGUCCUCCAACGAUGCGUCGGUGUGGCGCGACAUCUUGUUCAGCGCUCCUUUUCACGCCAAGCACGCCGCCGCGACGGCCACCGACAACGGAGAUGGUCUGAACCCCCCGGAAAACCUGUGGAGGGCAAUCCACGAUACCACGACGGCUCUUCCGCUUCGACGGCCGCUGCUGUUGAUGCACGUCGGGGCUCAAGCUCACGUGCAGCAUGCGUUCACAGACAAAGAACUCGUAGCACUGGUGCGAAGGAUGCUGGAGAUGCCCAAGGAUCAGUGGAGCGCCGUGCUGCGACCAGAGAUUCAACACCGGAUGCAGCAAGUCUAUCGAGUGCAAUGGAACAUACCCCCAUACAGCGACGCAUUGCGUGUGUGCGGCAAUGUCAUGUUGGUCGACGAAGCCGACCUGUUCUUUUCAGCGUCCUUGAUCGAAUCCAACUUUGACGACUGUCUUCCCGCCGUCUCCGAGGUACUCCAGUUCAUCCGAGACAUUGCCCAGUUUGUUUGGGUGCACUACCAAAACCAGCUCUGGAUCGACGUGGCCCCGGAGGACGCGUUGGCGACCCGCACCGCGAGUUUUGUGCAAUACGGCCAGUGCACAUUGGUUAUUCUCAACAAGAAUCCCCACCCUCCCACCGCCGUAAAUGUUGAAAACGCCCCGCCAGCCAAAACGUCCAAGCAAAACCCGACCAAGUCAGCCGGCAUCGACUUGACCAAAGUUGCCCAGGCCAACAACCUGCUUCCUCCUGCCGCCUGGUUGGCAUUGGACGAUGCGAUCGUCGCUGCCAAGCGCAACUGCAAGUUGCUGUGUGUUGUCGUGUGCUACGACCUCCUUGAGACGUCCAUGGCAUCCAUGUUUCUCAUCGGGGUCACACGGUUGCUGGAAAAAGUGUUUGACUGGAAGAACCAGCGUCUGGACGAUCGAGAUGUGAUCAUUCUCAUGCACAGCUCCACGACGACCGACCCGUACGUUGUCACGGACCAUCGGAGCCAUGCAACGCUUCGCCUUUUGCCCGUGGGAUCGAUCACGUCCACUCGUCGCCUGGACCCGCCAAGUUAUCCGAUCGAAGGCGGUCACUUUUCCAAGCGAUUUACUUUCGCCAGGGAGAAACACACAGGCCACGACGAUGUGCCUGCCCCGAGCAACGACAACCAAGCCGUGGAGCCGCUUGGCGGAACCAAAGGCUACGGACACCUCCACAUUACAUCCGACUUGAACGUUGUCCAGUGGUACCACGUGGGUUACUGGCUUCCCUUCACCAAGCCAUGCUAUGCCAUUUUGGGGCCGAUCCUCGGUCGCAUGCGCGUUGUCGAGCCGGACAACGAUGCGACAUUUGAAGCAGUCGUUGAGGUUUGCAUUGUCCUGGAAGUGAAUGCACCUGCCGCCAUCACGUGUGCGGUGGUGGACGUCCUCGCCAACACAACAGUGCGAUUCGUGCAAGUUGUGCAGCCCAACACCCCAACAACGUUUCGAUGCACGAAUCUUCGCCCCGCGACAAGAUAUGCUUACUCGUUUGAGGGCCUCGCCAAUCGAAACAAUCGCAAUGGAGUGUUCCAUACACCCCACGCCCAGAUGAACACUGUCAACAUUGUCGCUGUCAGCACAAACUUUCCCCAGGACCGAGUGACGACGACUCCCAACUUGUGGGAAGUCCUGCACCAUCGGAUGCAAGUGCCAUGGCAUGGCAUCGAUGUCGUCGCCCACGUUGGUGGACAAGCUCCAAUGCAGUCGGCUGCAAACGACUGUCUUCGCUGGUUGCAAGCGCAGCAAAAACCUGGCGACGCGGCAGUCUGGAAACAGCGCAUUCGCACACGAUUCCAGCAAGAAUAUCGCGCUGUGUGGAAUAUUCCAUUUGUCCGAUCGGUGCUGAGCCAAACGAGUCAGCUCAUGGUGUUGACCGCCUCUGACGUUGCGAGUUUCUUUGGGCGCACCAAGGCAUCCCUGGUCAAGGAAGGACGGUCCGAAAACGACGUAGCGCACAUGCAGCUCAUUGUGGCGUGUGCCAAGGACGUUGCCAGGAUGUACUAUGGCGCACUGGGGUGGCGACACGAUUAUGGGGCCGACGAAAACGCAAUGGACAAUGACGACGUGAACAAAGGGGAUGCCGACAGAGACACACCGUCCAACGAACCACAACCCGCAUCGAAGGAACUUGAUGCAGCUCGGACUCUCAACGGCGAAUACUAUGCCGUUCGGAUGGGGCUCGUGGCCAUGUUUAUUUUCGACAUGCGCGCGACAGAAGACGGCGAUAUCGUCACAUGCAACAAGCGAUUGACCGAGCCCCCAAAGGAGCGGCCCUUGAUUAGCGAAGAUCAGUGGCUAGCCUUCGAGCGCUUGUGCCGAAAGAAGAGCGUGCGUGUUUUGGUGCUCUUGAUGGAGUUUCCCCUCGUUCUAUCUGGCACCCCCUCAUCGUUCCGCGCGUCGUUCAGCGGAGGAGACGGUGGCGGCAUUCACGAUGGCCUGUACAACACGACGCACUUGGCGGCACAUUGGAUUGCAUGCCCGGGUCAGUUGCAUCAGCUCAUUUCACUCCUCUUUCGAUGGAAGGAGAAGAUCGACGGCCGCGACGUGGUCGUUGUGAGUGGAAACCUCCGCUUGGGCCUUGACACGUUCAUUCAGGAUGCCACGUCAUCCUUUGGAUUUCACAACUUUAGCACAGGGCCCAUCGGGGCGCCCGUGCAUCCCUUUCGCUACGAAGACUCUGGCACGAUCAUGGAGAAGCGGAUUUCGUUCGCCCAUCGCUUUGCCCCGCCGACACCAAACUAUGUUUUGGUCGAGAUUGCGCUCUUGGAGGACACGUUGCCCGAUCAAACAGUGACGCACAGCGCUCUGGUGAAUGGAGACGUGAUCCACACCGACAACGUUCGUAUCAUGCAUGACGCGAAGCGGCUCAAUCGAUGGCCAGACUGGUGGAAGCAGUUCUGUCCCAUGGCGGCAACGACGUUCUGGGCCGACUUGGUUCUCAAAUCGGUACCUCCCGACGUCCACACGUACAUCAGAGAAGGCACGGCCUUGACGAACAUGCUCAAGCCAUUGUAUGCCAAGUACAACUUUGUCGAUACGACAAGGAUGGAGGCGCUGCAGAGCACGCAAUCCCCCACCGCGGCGCGAGCGCGCUUCGAAAACGUGUUGCGAGAAGUGUGGUGUGACGUGCCUGCAUCCAUUCGACAGAUGUGCGCCGACGUCCGCGACCCAUUUGUCGUCGAGAUUGCGUUGGCUCAAAUUCAAGUCGACAUCGCCGGUCCCAUCGAUAUGGCGGCGUUUCAAGGAAUCUGCAAAGAUAUAUUGAUGAGCGCGGCACGGACUCGGGUUGCUAUGACACUGCACAUGGAAGAUGAAGAACAAGCGUUGGUGUUGAAGCGGGACGAGGUGGCAAGGGCCAGCGAACUCGAGCGGCGGCGCAAGAUUGGCAUCGACCAACGCCAGAAACAAGAGGAAGCGUACUUGGCAGAGCUCCAGCAGCGGUCGAUUCUCGAGUACGCCCAAGAGAAGAAUCGGUUGGAGAAAGCGCGACAAGAUACUGCUGCGACCGAGCGCGAGGCAGCCAAGGCGGCAAAAAAAGCGGCACGGGAUGCCGAGAAAGAGCGUCAGCGCGAUGAAGACCUGAGUAUUCGCAAGGAGAAGAGUGCUCUGAAACAGAUGAAGCAAACGUUGGACGAACAAACCGCAAGCGGGAACGCAUCCGAGGAGAGUGUGGCCAAGGAGAUGGAGUGGGCGAGGCGAAGCCGCAUGCUACAAGCGCGGAUACAACGACGAGAAGAACAAAAAUACCGCGAGGGCGUGCGGAAGGACUCGAAGCAAGCGAAGAAUAGCUCCGUGAGUUAGGGCAGAGUUUAUUGAUUCGAAUGGAGAGCUUCGCAUUCAUCAAU
Molecule: messenger RNA, 7546 nt
Organism: Aphanomyces invadans
Lineage: Eukaryota; Oomycota; Saprolegniomycetes; Saprolegniales; Verrucalvaceae
Exons: 32
Coding region: 27-7502 (2491 amino acids)
Source: RefSeq, a predicted model, not a curated record